Drosophila elegans is the source of this 3818-nucleotide messenger RNA. RefSeq names its product nucleolar protein 6 (gene Mat89Ba). Lineage: Eukaryota; Metazoa; Arthropoda; Insecta; Diptera; Drosophilidae. The transcript is spliced from 6 exons. The record is from RefSeq and is a predicted model, not a curated record. Gene Ontology annotation, cellular component: small-subunit processome; UTP-C complex; CURI complex. The coding region runs from base 98 to 3748 and encodes 1216 amino acids. Gene Ontology annotation, biological process: tRNA export from nucleus; rRNA processing.
ACCGAAUACUUAAAUACCGCAGUUGCAACACGUGCGAGUUGCGCUCUCUCUCCAAAAAAUAAAUAAAUUUUAAUUUAAAUUGUUUGCUUAAAACACGAUGCUUAAAACUAAAAGGAAACUGGGAAAGUCGGCGCGGAUACCGAACAAAACAUCGAAGAAAGCCGCUCGAGCGGAGUCCCAGGAGGAUUUAACUGCAGAGGAUCACACCCACUUGGAGCAGUCAAGUCCUAGCAGCGACGAUGGCUUCGAUGAGCCGGAACCCAUUCCCGCCAAAAAGAACCCAAACCAGUCCACCACCAAGCCGAAGAUCAAUAAGUUCAAGCAGCGGGACGAGGCCAAGAAUGUAAAGCCACCCACUCUGGAGGAGAUGAAGGAGUUGCGCGACACCCAGAACCUCUUCCACUCCAAUCUCUUCAAGCUGCAAGUCAAGGAAAUGCUGGAGGAGCUGCAGCUAAAGCCCAAGUACACAGAGUUUAUCGACAACUGGCUGGAAUCCUUCAAGACCUUCACCCAACAGCUAAAGGAUGGGUUAAUGGAGCGUACCCACCUGGAAGUGCCUUUGAAUCUGGCCCAAAAGCCAUUAGGCUUCGUUUUCUCCAAACCCACCCGAGAACCCUAUCUGAUUGGAGCCGCCGCCACGGGAACACUGCUGGGUCCCAAGAUCGUGGUGGAUGUGGCUCUGGAGAUGCCGAAGGAAUCCCUGCACAAAGAGGAUUACCUGAACCUUCGCUAUGACCAAAAGCGAGCCCUAUACCUCACCUACGUGACGGAGAGGAUGAAGGAGUCCCCGAGUUACGCCAACGACCAGUUCGCCUUCAACUAUUAUGCGAACAAUCCGCUGAAGCCAGUACUGGAGUUGACCCCAGUGGCUAAGCAGGUGAACAAGCAUCUGCAGGUGCGCCUGUUCAUCACUGCACCGCUGAGCAGCUUUAAGCCGGGUCGUUUUGUGCCUUGGAACAACAAUAUUCGCCCGUCGUUGUUCAAUGACGAGUGGGACGAAGAGGAGCCGCUGCCCUCCACCCAGCACUACAACGCCAACGUGCUGUUCGAUCUGACUUUGGCCGAGAACCAGGCACAUCUGGAGAAGGCCUUUAAGGGCAGGCGCAACUUCCAGGACGGUCUACUGCUCCUCAAAGUGUGGCUACGUCAACGGGAAUUGGGCAUAGGCUACAGCGGUUUUGGCACCCACAUCCUAGCCGCCUACAUUGUCUAUCUGAACGCGCAGCGCAUCCUACACCAGUCGAGCAGUAGCUAUCAGGUGGCACGAACCGUGUGGAACCAACUGGCCAACACUGAUUGGACCAAAGGCGUUAGCCUGGCUGCCGCUUCGAGCCAAACGGAAGAACUGGGAAAGUUGGCUGCGCACUAUGAUGUCUGCUUCAUGGACAUCACUGGCCAGCUUAACCUGUGCGCGAAUGUUCCACUCUCCGUUUACCAGAGGGUUCGAGAGGAGGCCAAACUAGCCGUUGACCUGCUCAAUGACAUGAAGCUUAACAGUUUUCCGCUCAUCUUCAUGCAGAAGUGUCCACUGUACAGCCGGGUGGACAACAUCUUGAAAAUUACCAAUUAUUCGUGUGUUGAUCAGAUGCUAUUGCUGUACUCUCAGCCUCAGUUCAAGUACGAUUAUGCCAAAUACGGUUAUCCACAGUUGCUGCAGUUGCUCACAGACCUACUUAAAAAGGGACUUGCUGAGCGUGUACAGUCCAUUAUUCCCCUGGAAAAGGCCACAGAAGCCUGGCCCGUGGAAAACAAGGCUCCUGUCAUUGGAAAGCACAUUCAACUGGGGCUAAUACUGCAGCCAGAACACGCCUACGAGGUGUUAAAUAAAGGACCAGCCGCCAACGAGGAUCCCGCGGGAGCGGCCGAGUUUCGUCGGUUUUGGGGAGAAAAGUCAAAUCUUCGCCGCUUCCAGGAUGGCAGCAUCACCGAGGCUGUGGUCUGGGGCACCGCCCAGGAUGCGCCCGCCAAGAAGCGACUAAUUGUUCGCCAGAUUGUGCUUCACUUGCUGGAGCAUCACCUGCAAGUGGAGAGCAAAGAUGUGCAAUACAUUGCCGCUGAGCUGGAAGAGGUCUACCGCCUGUCUCCCUGGUUCAAGGUCAACAAGCUGAAGACCAAGCUGCCACUGGAUCAGGACACCGAUGCAGAGGCCCUCAGUCCGCACGUCAUCCGCUGCUACGAUGAACUGGCACGCCAACUGCACGGCCUAAACGAUCUGCCACUGGAGAUCGUCUCCAUAUCGGGCACAUCACCCGUCUUCCGCUACUGCGAGCCCCAGCCAGUGCUGCCCCAGGCGCGUGUGGCAGGCAGCCACAUCCUGACCAGCCAUGUGCAGCGGGUGGUCAUCCAGCUGGGCCAGAGUGGCAAGUGGCCUAACGAACUGACUGCACUGCGCGCGCUUAAGACGGCUUUCCUCAUCGAGAUUGGCCAGAAGCUGGAGGCGCAGUGCCACCUUCAAUGGAUGCUCUCCGCAGAGGGUCUGCUGGUGCUAAAGCAGGGCUUCUGCUUCCUCAUCGAGCUGGCCCACAGCAAGGAGCUGGCGUUGCUCAAGCAAGAGGUCACUGAACGUGGCAUUACCACGUACGUGGAUAAUCCAGCAAGUCGUGCCCUCGAGCGUCAGCACUACAUACUGCCCAAAGUGAGCGGCGCUCUGCAUUCGCUUCAUCAGACGCACUCCGCCUUCGGUCCCACUGUGCUUCUGGCCAAGCGUUGGCUUGCCACCCAGCUGCUGGACGAUGGUCUGUGGCCUGAAACGGCCACAGAACUGCUGGUGGCGCAUCUUUUCCAGCAGCGGCAGGCGCCACAGGCCAUUGCGGCGCCCCAAACCGGCUUCAUUCGCUUCCUGCAACUGCUCGCCCACAGCGACUUCAAUGGCGAGCUCUUUCUGCUCAACUUUAACAACAGCUGGCAGGAACAACAAAUUGCGGACCUGGAGCACAGCUACCGCAGCGACCGCCAGAGUUAUCCCGCCCUGGCUGUGGCCACUUCCUACGAUAUGCAGCAUGCCGGACGCCUGUGGACCUCGGAGCAAUCACCCAGCCCACGGGUACUGGGACAUGUGACGCGAUUGGCCCGUCAUGGCCUCGAAAUUAUCGAGACCAGUCUGAUGUCGAAGGAUCUGAGGUUCGUGCGGCCAGCCCAGUUGUUCCGUGCCUCCAACGAGGGAUACGAUUUGGUUAUACAACUCAAGCCGGAUCUGGUGCCCAAUUCCCUGAGCUUCGAUCUGGGAUCCCCGUUCGUGUCCUUCAGCCAGCCCAACUUCCUUUUGCCGCCGGCAGGAGCAGAUCGUCUAGCAAGGAUUGUGAGACAACUGAGGUCUGCCUACUCGGAGUUCGCUGCUUUCUUCUACAAUCCCCACGGCGGCAAGGAACUGGCUAUUGUGUGGCGGCCACCCACUGAAUUCGCACCAAAGCCCUUCAAGGUCACCGAGCUGCAGGCCUGCACUCCCUGCGAAAACGGCAAAGUUCAAGUGCUCAAGGAAACGCUAAUCGAGGACUUCAAACUGCUGCUUAAAGACUUCUACCUACGCAUUGCCACUCCGGAGGAGCUCAAGCGGGAGCAGCGCGAGCAUCAGCAGCCCAAGCGGUACUUUAAUGCCAAGCAGACGCAGGAGGAGCCCAAGCCGAAGCCCCAGUCCAAGCCAAAGGCAAAACCCAAGAAGCAGAAGCUUCCAAAGGACACUGAGCAGGAGGCGCCGCCCAAAAAGAGAAAACGCCUCAUCAAAAGUUCGGCACUGAAGGCCUUGAAUUAGUUUUAGCCAUAGCCUUAUGGUAAAAGUGUAAGUAAACUAGUUAUUAAAUAUAGAAAUUUUUAAAAAAGAA